UGAUCCAAAACCGGACCUUAUCUGCUCGAAAAUGUGCUAACUUAUUGGGUUAGGUUGUUCCUGCACAUGACUGCGUUCGCCUGGCUUCAAUACAUUUGCUUAUUGCUCCAUCUUUAAUGCUCCUUGGAUGCUUCCGUGACAUUAAUUUGACAGUGUGGAUCACGAUGGCCCAGCUGUUGGACGGGGCCGGCAAACUGAGCUGGACUCUGCUCAAGGCUGUGCUCCGUUUUGUGUUUAUGUUCAUCAACAACUGUGUAGCCAUCCCGUCCUACUGCCUAUACCUGCUCGUGCUGCAGCCCCUGAGAAUAUGGCACAGCUCCACGUUCUGGCACCUUGAGGGAGUCAUGUUUAAAUGGCUGCUGGCCAUGGUGUCGUCGUGGGGCUGGAUUGCAGGCUACACUGUAACGGAGUGGGGUGAUGAUGUGCGGCCCAUCUCUGAUGAUGAAGCCAUGGUCAUUGUCAACCAUCAAUCUACGGGAGAUGUGUGUACCCUCAUGAUGUGCCUGCAGGACAAGGGCAUGGUGGUACGAAAAAUGAUGUGGCUGAUGGACCAUGUGUUCAAAUACACAAACUUUGGCCUAGUGUCCCUCAUACACGGUGACUUCUUUAUUAGACAGGGAAAAGCCCACCGAGACAAACAGCUGGUCUAUCUGAAGGAUCACCUUGACAAAUAUUACCAUAGCCGCGACAGGAAGUGGAUAGUGCUGUUCCCCGAAGGAGGAUUUCUCCGCAAACGGAGGGAAACCAGCCAGAUAUUUGCCAAAAAGCAUUCGUUACCCCACCUGACCCAUGUCACGCUGCCUCGCCUUGGUGCCACCCACGUCAUCCUGAAGACCCUAUCAGCCCAACAUGAGAAUGGAAGUGUGGGCAAUGACAGCGGAACCCCCAACCAGACAGGUAAAAAGCGCAAAGGCCUGCAGUGGGUGAUAGAUGUGACUAUUGCUUAUCCCAAAGCACGACCCAUGGACAUCCAGACAUGGAUUUUUGGAUAUAGGUCAGCAACAGUCACACAUGUUCACUACAGGAUGUAUCCUAUUAAAGAGGUUCCUGUAGAAGAGCAAGCUCUGACGGACUGGCUAUAUCAGAGGUUUGUGGAGAAAGAAGACUUGCUGGCGCACUUCUAUGACACAGGGGCGUUCCCACCACCCGAGGGCCAGAAGGAAGCAGUCUCCCGGCAAAUGACCCUGGAUCCCGUGUGGCUGUGCGCCAUCCAGUCGUUCGCUUUCGUCUCUGGCUACAUGUGGUACAGCCUCUUGCGGCACCUCUACUGCGUUAUGUUUUGAGUACGCCGUCAAUAAAAGCAGGAAAGAAGCGCCUCGGGAUCCGCCGUUGUCAUGCUUUGGAUGAAUGUACAUUUUUGAAUUGCGCGGCGAGACUAGAGAUGGGGGGAGUGACACAAAAAAUCAUGUAUAAGACGUGUAGACAAACAGAAUUACAGCCCUGACACUACACAUGAUCUCUCACAUCACAACUCUCAUGUUGAUGUUUACACAUAGGCCGUCACACAGUCAUGCAUUCAAGAGGCUCAGGACCAAGGACUGCUAUAGUUUCACGGUGUGUGUAUGGACAUGUGCGGGAGUAGAAGCUUUGAGUCUGCCCUUUAGCCUUUUCUGACGCCCAAUGGACGUCUCGAAGCAGCUGUAUGGACGCUCCCUUUUCCCCUUGGCCCACAUUGCACUAAGGAUCCAAACUGCUCCCUGUCCCAGGAUUUAUUCCUGAAUGGUAGCUGCCUAUGUAUGUAUUUUUUUUUUUUUUCUUUAGCCUGCGCAUUUCCACAACGACAGCCAGCACAUUUGAUGUCUUUUCGUUGUGGUCUGGACUGUUUACAUUAGCGAGUCUGCGCUAUGUCAAACACUGUUAAACUUGUGUGGAAACACAGAUCACCUGAAAAGCAACUCAUGUGGACUCCUGUUUGGUCAUGUACAUGCGUGGACUCGCAGCAUUGCGCAUAUACAAGGAUAAUCAUCUCAAAAAGGACUUAAAAGGCUUUGACUUUUUUUUGUCAUCCCUCAUCAAACAGCAUAAUUUUAGUUAUUUAAAACAUGCUCAAUGUUGUCCACAAACGCAAGGGAACAUAAUUGUUUGUGCUGAAUGCUUUUCACAGCAUUCAAAAAAAUUAUGACCGUUCACUUUGGCUUUAAGAAGUGUAGGCAUUGAUAGAGUAAGGUGAAGUGUUAAAAUGUGGGUGCCCCAGAUCCCAUCUCUUUUUUUUUAUUGAACCCCACCCCCCCACCCCACCCCAGUUAAUGUGCUUUUAUGUGUUGUUACUGUGUGACGUCAAAUGGUGGAGAUAAUUCAUGAAACAUGAUUUCAUUUUAAAUGACAGAAUAUCCUCUGUACAUAACAAACUUCAAAAAGCAAUUGUCAGGCACCUGUCUGUGAAUAAUUCAGAUAUAUUUUCUUUCUUUUUAGGAAGAAAAUCCUAUUUUGUUUACUUCUCAUUCAUACACUGUUGUUGUUUUAAUUGUAUUUUUUUUUUCUGUUCCUAAGCAGGAAGUUCUUUGUAACACCGCCCAAGCUUAGUAUCAUGCCAAACAUGUUGAGUCAUGAAGAUGCAGCGUGAACUCUUAUUUUUUGUUGUUGUUGUUGUUGUUGUUCAACGCUUUUGCCGAUACCUAUAGACAGGGUUUCCUAAAUCGUUGUCAGCUCAAGUCCUGAAUUCUUUUGGUACCAAAUGGACUAAAACUUUAUCAUACAUUGUCAUAUUGCGAACAUAACACCAAUGAUUACUAGCCCAGUAUAUUAGUUGUUUUUUGAACAACAAUCAUCCAUUGCAAAGAAUGGUGUGUCAUGAUUUUUUCCCCCCCACAUUUUGACACUUACGACCCAAAUUAAAUGAACAUCGACACUAUUUUUUGGGAAACCCUGCCUGAAAGAUCACAUUCCCUAGUGAUUUUGUUUUCCUAAGGAAAAACAAAAUAUGUAUUUGGAAUUUGGAUAAAUAGUUAGGAAGGGGUCAAGGUGAAAUUAGCCCAGCGAAGACGGAAAUUAGGCCAGCAAAGACGGGAAGCACACUAAAAUAUUUUCUUUUCAUUAUGAAAUCACUUGCUUCAUUUUUUAUUUUUAUUUUUUGGGCUUUUAUUAAGACAAUUCUUCUUAGAUGUGCGGCAUUCAUCAUUGCAAUUAGAAAUGCUUUGGAAAAACUUUUUUUUUUUUGCUGGCCCCUUGUUUUUUUUGUUGUUGUUGUUGUUGUCAAUUUUGGUAGAAAAAAUAAAAAUAAUAAUAAAUUGAAAAAAAGAAGCACCAACUUAGCUGGUAAAACAUUUGAAAAUCUGUGUCAUUCACUUGCCCUUAUCAGUUUUUCCCCCCCUCGACCGUGUAUCCAAAGAAGGCAGGGAAAGUGAUGUUUUCCUAAAUGUGGUUUUAGGAGAUAAACACAAUAGGGUUUAAAACAAAUGAUACUAGAACUGUCUGUAAUUUCCCAUUUUGUACUUCUCCUUUAAAUUCAUAGUUACACAGCCAUUUUACAACACAAACCUGUGCUGGAAUAAAACAUCAA
Molecule: messenger RNA, 3499 nt
Organism: Corythoichthys intestinalis (scribbled pipefish)
Lineage: Eukaryota; Metazoa; Chordata; Actinopteri; Syngnathiformes; Syngnathidae
Gene: lpgat1
Product: lysophosphatidylglycerol acyltransferase 1
Exons: 8
Coding region: 117-1283 (388 amino acids)
Biological process (GO): phosphatidylinositol acyl-chain remodeling
Cellular component (GO): endomembrane system; endoplasmic reticulum
Molecular function (GO): acyltransferase activity
Source: RefSeq, a predicted model, not a curated record